AUGAGCAUUCACGCUCGCACAGCGCCGUAUCCACAACCACCGUCAACUGCGACAGCGGCUGCUGCCGAGACACCCACGCCCGCCGCGGCUUCGAGUUCCGCCGACUCACCCAUAAAGAAGCUGCCACAGCUCAUGCAGCAGCCACAGGCGCGGCUGAACUACUACGCCGCAUUGCCGCCGCGUGUGGCAGUGCAGCGUGAACAGGACCGCUACGGCAGGGUCAACCGAGCACAGAGGAUGAACUACCGCCAACCACCGCCACCGCAUCACCAGCAGCGUCAUCUGCCAUCGGCGCCGUCACACCAGACCAAAACGACUCCCCUUGCUCAUGUAGCCGACAUCGAUCCGGUCGUUUCAAAGCGCUUCCAGGAUGAGUACGCGCAGCAGAACGACAACGAGAACAUCGGGGACGACUUGCGGGCGCAGCAGGCGACGAAGAUGGGCACGAUUGGCACGCUAGAUGAGGAGCUGUGCCUGUCCCUCAUUGAGACUCAUGAUGUCACGUUUGUCGUCACGGAUACCGGUACGGGCAAGAGCACCCGUAUCCCAAUGGCCCUGCACAAGGCGCACCCGGAUGCACUCGUCGUGAACGCGCAACCGCGCCGCACCGCUGCGAUCAACCUUGCCCAGCGCGUCGCCGAGGUGCUUGACGCGGAGCUCGGUGAAGAGGUAGGCUACUCGGUGCGCGGAGAGCAUAUCGGCGACCUUGGUGAGACGAAGAUAAUGUACGUUACAACCUACUCCCUUUUUAUCUACUUCCUGUGGCACGAGUUCAAGGAGAAGCUGCCGUUUUCCUACAUCAUUGUCGAUGAGUUUCACGAGCGUACACCUGAUGUGGAGGUUAUUCUGCUGAUGCUGAAGCUGUGGCUGCAUAAACACCCAGGUGCCUUUAAGCUUGUCCUGUGCAGCGCGACGGCACAGGUGGAGGAGUGGCAGAGCUUCUUCGACGGCCUUACGGUCGGCACCUACGCCCGCUCUCCUAUCAUGUACCCUGUGCAGGAGUACUUCAUCGAGGACCUGCAGCGCCUCACCGGCAUCCGCACUGCACCGAUUUUGCCGCAGGAUAGCAGCAACAUGGUAACAUCGGAGCAGAUGCAUCAGCUCAUUCUAGUGUGCAAACAGCUACUUGAGUACCUGGCCAAGAACACGGCGACGCAGGACAGCGUGCUGGUGUUCAUGCCUGGCCGUACACAAGUGGAGCUGAUGACGACAUGGAUUCGCGAGAACCUGGAGGAGUCGCUGGAGCCGAUCGCGUGGUACCGCGACGUCGAGCUGUCCCUGAUCCAAGAGGCCCUCGCGCGGCCAGCAGUAACCCGCAAGAAGGUCUACAUCGCCACAGACAUCGCCGAGGUGAGCUUGACGCUGCCAGACGUGGUGUUUGUGAUCGACUCCGGGACAGGCAAGCGACCGCAGGUAUCGGAGAAGGAGAAGACAAGCUACGCUUUCCCGCCUCUUCGGCUGCUGUGGGAGACGACGUCGAACGCGCAGCAGCGCCGCGGCCGCGUUGGUCGUGUGCAGCAGGGCUUCUACUUCAGUCUUCUUAGCCGCGACCACCACAAGGCGCUGCGCGAAUCGGAUAAUCGCAUCAAAAACGCUGUCCUCACUGAGCUCGUCCUCCACUCCCUACUCAUCACGCAAAAGCCGUUCGCCUUCUUCCAGCUGUGCAACGAGAAGCCAGAGCGAGGUGCCCUCGCCUACAGCCUUCACCUGCUACAGGAUGGCGGUCAUAUCAUUCGCAAGGACGACCCAAUGGCGGACGCGGAGCGGGUGUCACUUGACCGCCAGCGCACGACGCACGUCAUGGAUUCCCCCUGGAAUGCCCUGAUCGAGGAGGCGCUCGCGGCGGCCCCGGCGGCCCUUGCUACUGCUCCUGCCGAUGCGGCAAAGCACUCCCCGGCCACAAAGGAAGCGGCAGAGGACCUGGGCAGCAGUGACGAGGUCGGCGACAAGGGCUACGGAGACGAAGGGGAGUCCGUCGAGGCCGCGAAUCCAGAGGCCGACGUAGAAGCUUUCCAGCAGUGCUAUUUCAUGACCCUGCGGGGCGUCAUCGCGGCCCGCUCACCGGUGUCGGUCGCGGCUGCCACAAACGUCUUCUUCGGCCUACUGUACGGCACCCCGACGCUGAGCAUGCUGGCGGCCGCCAUUGAGUCUUCCAAGUCGCCGUUCCAUGUGCCGUACACCGUCAGCGAUCGGAUGGAGCGCGUGGCGAUGGUGCGUCACGUGUCGAACGUUAUGCAGCGCUACCACGGCUCUCUGCAGAGUGAUUUGAUCUGCUCCAUGGAGGUUAUCCUGGAGUACAUGAGCAUGCAGCGCGACGGGCUGUCCGAGGAGGCACAGGAGGAGUGGUGCCAGGAGCGCAGUCUGAGUCGCACUCGCGUCGUCGAUACACUGAAUUUGUUCUCGCAGAUGAAGGAGCAGGUGAGCUCGGUGCUGCCGUUCCCGGACGUCACGGACAUCGACGUGCUCAAUGCCCAGUUUAAUCAGAACGCUGAACUCCUUGUGCUCAUGCUUGUGGCGUCGCACACAGAGCUGGCAAUUCAGGUGCAGCUGGACGGCCCUGUCGCGCAGAGGAAGGGCUUUGUGGGGCAUGGCAUGUUCUUCCCCCUCAAGUGUCUCAAGGACGAGUCGGUGCCGACCGUGUGCCCGUGGGACCGCACCAAGAUUAGCGUGCCGCUUUCCCUACAGACGAUUCAGCGCAAAGUGCUCGCCGUGUUCGCCUCGCAGGUGGAGCCAGACCUGUUCGCGCUGGUGCUGCUCGUCUUCUCUUACAAGCUCCACUACUCGGUUCAGGACAGCGGCGCCACCCCGUCGUUCCUGAUGGCUGUCAGCCACUCUGGUGUGCGCCGCACCUUUCAGUGCGACACCCUCACCGCACAGCAGAUUCUGCAGCUGCGCCGCAUCCAGUGCGCCCAGCUGCGGUGCAUGCAGCUGCAGGUGGAGGAGCGCGUGAAGGCGAAUGAGAGCGAGAAGCUCAGUGCAGUGCUGAAGAGCGCCAACAGUGACUUUGGAUUACCGGAUAGUGCCAUGAAGACGCCCUACCUCAUCCCUACAGUUCUGCAGCACGGCCUGAAGCUGCUCGUGAGCCGACUGAAGGGCUCGCCUUCUUACACGGCGCAGCGACGCGGCAUCGCGGAGUUCCCGCCUGGUACGCCGUACUGCAAGCUCGCUCACGGCGUGGAGCUGCCGCCGCCGGUGCUGCAGUCGGUGCUCAUCCACAGCAACAACGGCCUCUCCGUGCUGCAGCCGACAGCAGCGGCGGCAGCCGCCGCGGCCCCCUCGGCGACAGUCGGAGCAGCUACUGGUGCGGCGGAGCAUAGCGAUGUGGUGGCCGUCGCACUGGCGGAAGCGCCCUCUGCAGGAGUGGAAAGUAAGUCGGAAAGCGAGGACGACGAUGAUAGCGACCGCAGCAGCGACUCUGCUGCACAUGUGCCAACAUUCAGCUAUGACAUUUAG
Leishmania mexicana MHOM/GT/2001/U1103 is the source of this 3453-nucleotide messenger RNA. Its product is annotated as ATP-dependent RNA helicase-like protein. The record is from RefSeq and is a predicted model, not a curated record. Gene Ontology annotation, molecular function: RNA binding; ATP binding. The coding region runs from base 1 to 3453 and encodes 1150 amino acids. The transcript has a single exon. NCBI's taxonomy places the organism in Eukaryota, Euglenozoa, Kinetoplastea, Trypanosomatida, Trypanosomatidae. Gene Ontology annotation, biological process: mRNA splicing, via spliceosome. Gene Ontology annotation, cellular component: intracellular anatomical structure; spliceosomal complex.